Molecule: messenger RNA, 9769 nt
Organism: Columba livia (rock pigeon)
Lineage: Eukaryota; Metazoa; Chordata; Aves; Columbiformes; Columbidae
Gene: PELI1
Product: pellino E3 ubiquitin protein ligase 1
Exons: 8
Coding region: 5945-7885 (646 amino acids)
Biological process (GO): protein K48-linked ubiquitination; regulation of Toll signaling pathway
Molecular function (GO): ubiquitin protein ligase activity; protein binding
Source: RefSeq, a predicted model, not a curated record
UGUGGUCAGGAAUUUAGGAUAAAGCAGAGGGAAACUCUAUUGGAUGAAUUUUACUUUUGAGCUUCAUGACCUCUCCGAGUGAAAAGGUACUUGCCUUAUUUUAACAUAUCCAUUUGUGUGAUGUGGGAGUUGAAUAGAAACUGUACUGAAUAGCUUUUUAAACAUUGUCCUUCUUAAGAUUGUUUCUCCCCUAGAAUGUGAGUGUGGGUAGCCAGUGAGUUAUAGCUGAGUUUCUCUAACUGAAUACUUUUUCUGUCCUUUUUGCUAGUCUAUGUGAAAUGUUUUUCAAUGCUAAAAGUAAGGUAAAAAUGUGUUACUACUUCUAGCGACCGUCUGUCUUAACUUUCUCUGAAGAAGUCCCUGGUCAGAUGAUUUAGCUUUGUGGGAAUGAAAACUUGCAGGUAAUGCAGGUUCAGCUAGUUCUGCUAGAAGGUACCUUAAAAGUUUUGCAAGCAGGAAAACUACAUCUUGGAAAUGAAUUUAAAUUGGGCCUCCCUUCAUUUAGAGGAAACAAUAAUAUCUGAAGCUCAGUGAAUCUGAAUUCAAAUAAUACGGAACUACAACUACAAAGUUAUUUGAGCAAAUGUUUGUGUAUUGCCUAGGUUAAUUGGACUUGCAGAUAUAGUAUUUGGCUUGCAGAGUUUUCAAGAUCCAGAAAUGUUCCUAGAAAACUUAAAAAAAGUGUUUCCAGGUGCCUGGGUAACUCAAGUUUACUGUUUUGGAAAGAAGCCUGGUGCAGCUACAUCUGCAUGUUUCUGACUUAGCAGAUGGCUUACACCAGUUUUACCUUUUGGGAAAUGAAUGUGUUUUCUUCAGAAUGAUGCCCUGACCUAUCAUCCAUUCAGUCUUGGAUUUUUAGGAAUCCAGCAUGUCUGAUGCUUCAGGCCAUUCUUGAGAAGCCAGGUGAAGGACCAUCUUAAGAGCAGCUUGGUUCCCAAAUGUCCUAUUUGGGCAACAGUUUCUGUGAAUAGUUUUAUAGUGUCAGUGCUGAAUUGCUUAUUGGGACACAUUUCUCCUGCAAAGCUGUUGUAAAACACAGGAUAUGUGGGUCUCACCCUUUCAAGUGUUUCAUCUGCCCAAACAAUCUUUGGUGUGGCUACAGCAAGCUCUCUGCAGUAAUUUUUGCCAGUUGUUUUAUUUUAAGUAAAUGUUGAAUCUAACAGUCAUAGGAAGGCUGUGAACAAACAAGAAGCUCCAGACUGGUCUGAAAGACUGCUUGUCAUCUGCAGUUCUUCAGCAAUCGGUACACCUUUCCUAUUUCCGGAGGGAAUGCACAUCUCGAGAGGCAAUUUCGUACUUACAGCUCCCAGUCUCUGGCAGUAAUAGCUCAAUAUCUGGGAAACCAACUUCUGCUUUGAGCAGAAGGCUACGCUAAUGACCUCCUGAAUUAUCCUGUGAUUCUGUGAAAUCCCUUAGGAGGAAAGGACUUAACUUAGCCUCUUGGAAACACAGAAGCAGCACUCAGAUUCUGGUGAAUGACUAAAGUGAAGUGUGAAGGGAGAAAACCUCCAACAGAGGUGCCUUAUUUGAAGGAAACCUAAAUUUAAAGGCCCUUUGGACUCAGAUUGUUAAUGUCAUUGGAGACCUUUGGAAUUAACUUUGGGAUUUAUGCUUCAGAUCGUAUUGCACCCUCUAGAAUCAACUUAGAAUUAGACCUAGGGGUAACUCUUGACUGGCUCUCCUGAGAGUCAGUAGCCCUGCUGUCUGUAGGUAUUUCUUUAUUCCUGCCUGGGAUUCCUUCAGCUCAUAGAAAUAUGUUCUCAGUCCAAGGAUUGAAAAUCUUGCAUGCACUUUUGACAGAGUCUCUCCCAGUUGAAAGUACUGAAUUGGUACAAUGCUAAAAGCCAUGUGUUGCCUACUAAAGCGGAGAUCACCCUCGUGACAGAGGGCCACUUGGUUUUUCAGUCUGCAGAGUGGGAUAUGCUGAGUUGUAGCUGAGGAGCAGGCACACAAUGAUAUAAGAGUGAAAUAGGACUUGGUAAGAAGAGCUCAUUAGGUUUUUCUGAUGGCACAGGAUGACUUGUGUAGUGGGAGGUGCCUCUCUGCAGUGCAAUGAUUUGUUGCCUCUCUGUAACUAGGCUACUGCAGCUUCAGCGAUGAGUUGCUCCACUGUUGCCUAAGGAUCACCAUGGUUGUUGGAUGACAGACAUUUUCAAGUUGGCAAAUCUCUUUGAAGGAGUAUUUGUUGUGCAUUAAGGACUUGAGAUUCUACUUAGAUCUUUUACUCAGCUGUCCUGCAAAUCUAAUUAGCCUCUCCCACCCUUUCCAGAAGUGGUCAGUGUGGAAAAGUUCAUAAAGUACUGUCUACCCUUCAUGUUGCAGCAAUUUGAGAUGCAGCAAAAUGUUCUUCUCUGAAAGCUGGAGCCAUAACAAUGGACCUUUGUUUGCUUGGCCCUUACAAGGAUUUUCUUGCUGCUUGCAAAAAGGCACCAUGCAGUAGCACAGGGGAUUAGGUCAUUUCCUUCCCUCCUCCUCUUCCUGCAGAUUAUUUGAUUAAAAUUUCUAUUGUAUACUCUAUUUAGUAUGUUCUUGGCUUCUGGCUGCUUCACCCCCCUCGCCCCCCAAUCUUCUUAAAACACUGUAGUAUGAUUUUUUUAACUAUAUAACAUGGGAACUCCUUGCACAGAGAUUACAUGUGACAUAACACAGUGAAAGAUUAAUGGGGCUGGCAAGUCAGUAAUCUUCCCUUCUUUAUUCUUCUGCUUUGUACCUGGGGUUAGAGUUCUGGGAACCCCCUGACAGUGUUCACACUUCCCAGUGCAUUAAAUAUUUGAGGGGGUUGUGUAUCAUUGGCUUUGAUUGGAGUUCAACCACUGACUUUGUGGAAAACAGAGUUGUAAGUGGUGUAUAAGUGCAUAUUCAGCCUCCAGUAUUGGUGUACAAGUAUACUUCCCCUUAGGACCAUUACAGAUAAUAUUCUUCCAUGGUUUUUACUCUCUUUUCUCACUGUUUCUUUCAGUCUCCUUUUCUCUGUAUUCUGUGUGUGGCAAUUUCAAGCAUUUAUCCUGUGUGGGUUUUUUUUACUCCAUUCCCUGCCUGUUUUGUUAAAUAAAAUUAUCAGAGACUUGUUUAAAAUGUCAGUCUUAAAAUCUAUCAGUAAUACACUGAUGAGGGGAAGUCUAGUUUGAGGAGUUUGCCGUUCAGGCUUCUUGGGUGUGUGCAUGCCAGGGCACAUAGUGUUACCCUUUGCCCAUAUCUGCAAGGCUGUCUUUUUUAACUGGUAGAGCUAGAAAUACAUUUCUCUUCAAAGCUCAUUUUGAAUGUCAUGUGAAAUCACGUAAUUAUAUCAAACUGUACAGCAUCUGCUCAUGAGUCAGAUAGAAGAACAUGACGAUACAGCCCUUUAUUCCUCUAACAACUUUAGGGAAAGAACCUCCCCUGCAGUUAAGCGUCACUUCAUGAAAUUAGCAGUGAUAUCUUGGGCUACAGAUUUUAUUGUUUUACUCUGGCAUGGUCGGCAGCAUCUCUGCUCCAGGAAAAAUCAGAUAGCUUGCCUAGCAACAGCACGCUUGAGGCAUUUGCUUCCAGUCCUCAAGGCAGUGCAUGCUUCUUGUGUGGAUGGGAAAUCAUUGAGCCCUCCUUUUAAUAAAAGUGAGAGACAGUUUUGACACAGGAAGAGAGAGGAGUAGAACCUGGUAGUUAGUGAAAGUGGGCAGGGAAACAAAGUGGUUCAAACUCUGUAGGGUAGAUGUUCAGAGGCAGACAGAGUAGUGUGCCUAGGGGCAAAAUAAAUGCCCCAAAAAAACUGCUUCAAGGUUGGGCACAAUUAGCUAUGAAAAGAGCACUAUGGUGUAUUUGCCUGAGAGCAGAAGUCUGCCCUCCAGAAUCCCCUGAGUCACUAAUACGAAGGCAGGUGGGAUGUAGAGAUAAGGAUUGUUAUCUGCAGGAGGCUGGCUUGAGCACUAGAAGGCAUAUUCAUCUGUAGUUGCUCGCUCUGUAACUUCUAUGUGCCUGCAGCAUAAAGUCAUCCACAAGAUUAUUAACCUGAUCUCUGAAAAGUGGCAUCUGUAAAAUGGGAAAAUAAAGGAGCUCUAGAAGCAAGUUAGUCUUCUUAAGUUCUGAUUUUCAGAAUGAACAGCUUUGAAACAGUACAACUUAAGUGUUACAGCUUUUCUGAGGAAACUAACACAACCUCAAAGUACUCAUGCCAAUAUAAUUUAUCACUACAGUUAAAUACCUGAAUACAGAACACCUUUUGUACUCUUUUUACCAUAUCUGUGUGUUAAGUGAUACUAAUACAGUCCUGAUAGUGGGUGCUUUUGGUUGGUUUUGGUUUUAAACAGAAGAAAAAUAACUUAGUCCUGAUUAAAAAAAAAAAUAUGAAAGCUGCCCACCUUGUAUAGGCUAGGACAGGGAUGUUCUAAUAAGGUGAUGGGGGAGGUGGAAUGAGGUGACACUUCCACCACAGCAAAUGUGUAAUUUUAAGGUUUUUCAAGUUUCCAGUGGAAAAGCUAGGUUCAUGUGCCAGUAGAGUCAGGGUGUUGAUACUUUGACACGGAGGAGGGCUCAACUCUAACCUCAAGAUGUGGCUUGAUGAGCCUCUGGAUUUACUGAUGAGAUUGGUUCAAAAGGUUCUUAUCCCCUCACUUGCCAUUGGUAUAGCAAGUUUACAGAAUAAACUCACAAACAAGCAAAAUAAUUUGGGUUAAAAUAUUUGGGGUUUGUGUGUUGUGGUUUAUAUUUUUCCCUAAGCCCCGUUCCAUUUCAGAUGGACUGUGCCAUUUCAGAUCAGUAUUCAGUAGCAUGUCAUUUUUCUUAGCCAGAAGAGUAGGAACAAGGAAGGACAUGCACAUCAGUAUUUCUCCAAGUACUUCUCAGUGUUCAGCAGUUGUGGCCCAGUCACACCUGUGUAGCAAAGUAGUAUCUUUGUGCUUAGUAAACUCAGGGGGCCGGCGGGGGGAAAUGUCUUUGAGCCUACGUAUGUUUUAUUAUCCAAAGUACCUUAUGGCAAGAGGUUCUGCAGUUGAGUUUUUCAGGUAGGUGACAAGAUCCUGUAACAGGACAGCAUUACAGUAUUACCUAAGGGUAGGCUGGCUGUGGAGUACAGGUCAAGGACAGAGAAAAGGGGCGUGCAUUCAGCAGUGAAGCUGACUUCUGUGGAGCUGCAAAUUACGCUGUGUCAUGGCAUUUUGAACGAAAAUGUCAUUUGACAGUGCUUUGCUUUAGAGUGCUGCUGUGUAAUGCAACUUCUCUUCCCCUCACACCUUUGGUUCUGCUGGUGCAACUGCACAGCUGUACCAUGAGCUGAACACAGAUCCAGCUGAAAAACGUUUGAGCAAGUAAACCAGCUUCUGAAAAUGUGGAUAGACGGGGGAAACCAGUCCACAAAGUUGUGCUUGUGAUAUUGAGGUGGCAAGCCAAGGAAGGAGCAGCAGAGAUAGGAGCAAUAGUCACCUGUAGAACUUAGAAAUGUCGGAUGCCAGCCUCAGGGUAACCAUACGUUUCAUCUUGUCCCACUACAACUGUGAUGUAAACCUUGAUGUAAAGGUUUAACUACUACAUCGUGCAAUGCUUGUAGCAGCCUCAGAGCAUUUGCAUGAUCAAUUUGAAGAGGUGGUAACUUGGAAGUCACCGUUUUAUGGCUCAGACAUUUAAAUGAUCCCACCCACUGGCUUGAAGCAGUGAUUUCAGUGUUAGUGGAAUAAGAAAUGAGCUCAGAACCUGGUCUGACACGUGCAGAUUUGCCUUCCUGAACGUGCCUCCUACAGGAAUGAGCUGUUACAGCAUCACUGGCCAUGGAAGUCCAGUGCACACAGGUGUUGUCUGCAGGUGUGUCAUGUGUCCAGUUCUAUAGCCCUAGUGAAAACAAGGAUGACAAUGCCUGAAGAGUUUCUGCUGGUUUAAUUCUCAUUGUAUUAAGAAGUCAUUUUUUGUGCGGGAGGCUAGGGAAGUAAGCUGGGCUAUUAAGUGAUGAUUAAAAAAGGAAAAAAAAAAAAGGUAUAGCAUGCAGGGGUACAGUUAUGUAAGAGAAGCAGAGAAGGAAAUAGAUGGGUGUUUCUCAGAGAACCUCAUCCACAGAGCUGCCAGGGAAUUGGGCUGCAGGAUCAUUCUCAACACACCCUCUGCUUCCUUUUUCCCUUUUUGGGGCCAGAGAGGGAUGAAUUUAUGGGGCGGUAAGCGGGAUGCAGGCUCUGGCUCCAGCCAAUGGUGUGAGGCGCGGUGGUGUUUAUCUCGCUUACGCAAGGCAGAGCCAGCCCCUCUUCAGUCAGAAGGCGCUACCCACGGCUUAAGUAAAAGCACACUGAGCAGAGGCACUCAGUCUGGCAGUUGCUGGGGGUUUAAAGGAGUUGGUGGAUUUCAGCUGGUUUUAAACAAGAUCAAAGUGUUGCACCUUUUUUUUUUCCUCUGCUGUGCAGAAAUAUUCAAAGGACAAAAGAUACUGGUCGCUCAGCUGAUGGAGCAAGUUCCGCCCGUAGCGUUUGUCCCCCAUGCUGCAGGGGCACUCAGCAGAGGAGCUUGGCCUCGUGUUUCGUCACUGGUACAUCCGAAAGCUGGCGUGGAGGACGUGGGUGGUAAGGGGCUGCAGACCGCGUGUACAUACAGCAGUUUAACUGGAAAUAAUGAAAAAGGUGUGCCACAACUCUUGAUCAGAGACCUGAAAUUUGAGAAGAAGUCAUUAGCUAAGCUCAUGUUUUCUCCUGAUCAAGAAAAUCAUCCAUCAAAAGCACCAGUAAAAUAUGGUGAAUUGAUUGUAUUAGGGUACAAUGGGUCUCUCCCAAAUGGAGAUAGAGGAAGAAGAAAAAGUCGGUUUGCUUUAUUUAAAAGGCCCAAGGCAAAUGGGGUGAAACCUAGCACUGUACAUAUUGCCUGUACCCCUCAGGCAGCAAAGGCAAUAAGUAAUAAGGACCAACACAGCAUAUCUUACACUUUGUCUCGGGCCCAAACAGUUGUAGUUGAAUAUACACAUGACAGCAACACAGAUAUGUUCCAGAUUGGUCGGUCAACAGAGAGUCCUAUAGACUUUGUCGUAACAGACACGGUUCCUGGGAGUCAGAGUAAUUCAGAUACGCAGUCUGUGCAGAGCACUAUAUCAAGGUUUGCCUGCAGAAUCAUAUGUGAACGUAAUCCUCCUUUUACAGCAAGGAUAUAUGCUGCAGGAUUUGACUCCUCAAAAAACAUCUUUCUUGGGGAGAAAGCUGCAAAGUGGAAGACAUCAGAUGGGCAAAUGGAUGGACUGACCACAAAUGGAGUUCUUGUUAUGCAUCCCCGUAAUGGAUUUACAGAAGACUCCAAGCCAGGGGUGUGGAGAGAGAUAUCUGUGUGUGGUAACGUGUUCAGCCUCCGUGAAACCAGAUCAGCUCAGCAGAGGGGAAAAAUGGUUGAGAACGAAACGAACCAGCUCCAGGACGGCUCUCUGAUAGAUCUGUGUGGAGCAACGCUGCUGUGGCGCACCGCAGAAGGGCUCUCACGCACUCCCACUGUCAAGCACCUGGAGGCACUAAGACAGGAGAUAAAUGCGGCAAGGCCCCAGUGUCCAGUGGGGUUUAACACCUUGGCAUUUCCCAGCAUGAAGAGAAAAGAUGUUGUAGAUGAAAAGCAGCCGUGGGUGUAUCUGAACUGUGGCCAUGUCCAUGGCUAUCACAACUGGGGAAACAAAGAGGAGAGAGAUGGCAAGGAUCGUGAGUGUCCCAUGUGCCGCUCUGUCGGCCCCUAUGUGCCGCUGUGGCUUGGAUGCGAAGCAGGAUUUUAUGUGGAUGCAGGACCUCCAACUCAUGCCUUCAGCCCGUGUGGACACGUGUGCUCUGAAAAGACAACUGCAUAUUGGUCCCAAAUUCCUCUUCCUCAUGGUACUCACACUUUUCACGCAGCCUGUCCGUUCUGUGCGCAUCAGCUGGCUGGUGAGCAAGGUUACAUCAGACUCAUUUUCCAAGGACCUCUUGACUAACACAUGUGCUACCAAGGACUGCAGUAAACUGAUAAGCUAAGCGAUUCUGAUUUUUAAAUUGACUGUUUUUUGUAUUCUCUGGGCUUUGCUGGUUUGCAUUAAGAUGAAGAAUUUUGUUGUUUUUUUUUUUUGUUUUUUGGGGUUUUUUUUUUGUUACAACAACUAAAUCCCUCUCUAUCAAGGAAAGUCUGGAAAUGAAAGAAACAGGGGGGGAAAGGGGGAAAACUCCUGCUUAUUUUAAGUAAUAACUAUUUCCGAAGAGGUGAAGGAAGUAUUGUAGAGUGAACUUCGAUGCCUUCAGUUAAAUGGUCUUGAAUCACAUGCCCACAGUGUUUGAAAGUUGUUUCAUUCUUUUUGUAUAUGGAGGGUAAAUAGUUCAAAGAACAUUAGUUUACAGCUUGGAUGCAAACAUUGUAAAAUAUAAUGUGUAUAUUAACUCUUUUCUAUUUAUCUUUAUUAUUGAAAAUAAGUAGAAUGUUUAGGGAGUAGCAUGGUCAUAGUGUGUUACAUCCAGCAAUUGGAUGUGUAGAGUAGCUCUGGACAGAGAAGAACGUGAGAUGGAAAUGGUAGAAAAAUCUUUUUUAAUCUAAAAUACUGAGUUCUUAGAAUAGUCACAACGCUUUUUAAACAAAGCUAAUGCAAAUUAUGGUGGCAUAAAGGUGUGCUUUAACCAUGUCGAAAGGUAGCUAAGAAGGACUUCUUAAAAUGUCUUUUUGGUAGGAGUGUAUUAUGGUCUAGUUAUGAGGAGAAUAUUUACCAGGCUCUUUGAAUAUGCAACUUAGUCUAGAUUAAGGAUUUUUUUUUCUCCCUUCAUGCUAACACAUCUCUUUAUUUAGCAUUAGUGAGAUUUGUGAGGGUUUUCCCAAUGUUAAACAUUAAGAAACCUGAAAGAAGAGGCUUGUUUUGUUCCUUGCUCCUUGGCGCAGGGGGGUGAGGGGAGAGGCGGGUGCACAUGUGGGAGCAGUUUGUGAAUCGGCCACCACCACAGCUUGUCACAGGCUUGUCACUUGGAUGGUCUCCUUUCAUCUGGCCAGUCACGCACUUGCCUUUGCCCUGCCUUGUGGUGCAAAUACUCAUCGAGGCUGCAUGUGGAACAAAGUUGAAGCCUGGUACCCCGGGAUGUGUUUGCAUCCCCUCUUGGGGAAGAGCCUGAGCUGGGGCUGGGCUGGUAGACCUGGGUGUGGGAUGUUGGCUAAGGUCCGCUCACCCUGCAGUGGGCUCUAGUUCGUCAUCUCUCUGCUCUUCCCUCUACUCUUCCUUUCCCUUCUGUAUCCACCAGAAAAGGCCGGUGCACUACACCCAGCUUUGCUGCUAACGCACUGUGCUUCAUGGCAAAUACACAACUUGACCUUUUUUAGGAUUGAGUUGAGCUUUUUUUGGCCAGCUUCAUUUCUAUCUUUUUUCUUUUCUUUUUUUUUUUUUUUCAAAAUACGUACUGUAUAAUUUACAGUAGCAAAUUUCUGUAGUUUAUAGCAUAGCUUUAUUUUGUCCUUUUGAAGAUGUUCUAACAUUUUCUUGGUUUAAAGAGAGACCUAUGUUACUUAGUUGUCAUGAAUUAUUUACUUUGACUGUCAAUUGUUUCUCCAUCUUUAAAAAGAAAUUAUAUAUAUUGUUUGGUUCACUCAGGAAAUGCAUGUGUCAGGAAACCUGUACUAUAAGUUCAGUUAGCUGUCAUGUACAAGUAACUGCUGUUACUCCCUUUCCAUAGAAAUAUAACUGAUUUUGACAUUUUCCAGAUUAUAUGCAUUAAGUAAUGCAGCGAGAAACCCCUGUAUUGUAGUUGUUCUAAUCAUUUUAUUCAAACUAUAUUAUACUGUAGUUUAAUUUUUAUUUGCAAAUUAAUUUAUUCAAACUACGUGAGUAAACACUUUGCAAAAAUAGAAA